This is a messenger RNA of Odobenus rosmarus divergens (Pacific walrus), 3298 nucleotides long. It is a transcript of the gene RIMBP2, whose product is annotated as RIMS binding protein 2. The transcript has 17 exons. The record is from RefSeq and is a predicted model, not a curated record. NCBI's taxonomy places the organism in Eukaryota, Metazoa, Chordata, Mammalia, Carnivora, Odobenidae. Gene Ontology annotation, molecular function: protein binding. Gene Ontology annotation, biological process: neuromuscular synaptic transmission. The coding region runs from base 1 to 3171 and encodes 1056 amino acids.
AUGCGAGAGGCCGCAGAACGGCGGCAGCACCUGGAACUGGAGCAUGAGCAGGCCCUGGCUGUCCUCCACGCCAAACAGCAGGAGAUCGACCUGCUGCAGAAGAGCAAGGUGCGGGAGCUGGAAGAGAAAUGCCGGACGCAGAGUGAGCAGUUCCGCCUGCUGUCGCAGGACCUGGAGAGGCUCCGGGAGCACGCGGGGAAGAUCGACCUGCUGGGUGGCAGUGCUGGGGCCUCCUUGGACGUCCCCGCGUCCGGCAAGCCUUUCCCGCAGUUCAUGAACGGACUCGCCCCUUCCAUCGGCAAAGCUCAGGAGAGCACCGUCCGAAGCCGCACCGUGAUCGGGGACUACAUCCGGCCCCUCCCACUUGCUGGUGACAGGCCGGCGCCUCCAUCUGUCAAGCCCGCCUUUCUGUCGAGAUCCGCCAGCCCAAGAUGCAGAUUUGAAUCAGACAUGGAUAAUGAACGGAAUUCCAAUACCUCCAAGCAGAGAUACUCGGGGAAGGUCCACUUGUGUGUCGCCCGCUAUAGCUACAACCCUUUCGAUGGGCCCAAUGAGAACCCCGAGGCCGAGCUGCCGCUCACGGCGGGGAAGUACCUCUACAUCUAUGGGGACAUGGACGAAGACGGCUUCUACGAAGGUGAACUCCUGGACGGGCAGAGGGGUCUGGUGCCCUCCAACUUUGUGGAUUUUGUCCAGGACAGCGAGUCACGACUAGCAAGUACGCUGGGGAAAGAACAGGACCAGAAUCUCAUCAACCAUGCCGGCAUCGGCUUGGAGGCGGAGAACAUUUUGGACCUCCAUGCCCCCACUCACAUAGACGCCGGCAUCACGGACAAUGGUGCGGGGACACUGGGCGUGAACAUUGACGAGAUCGGAGAAGACAUCGUGCCUUACCCUAGAAAAAUCACCCUCAUCAAGCAACUCGCCCGAAGUGUCAUUGUGGCCUGGGAGCCCCCGGCCGUGCCGCCGGGCUGGGGGACCGUGAGCAGUUACAACGUGCUGGUGGACCAGGAGACGCGCGUGAGCCUCAUGCUGGGGAGCAGAACCAAGGCCCUCAUCGAGAAGCUCAACACAGCAGCCUGUACCUACCGGAUCUCUGUGCAGUGCAUCACCAGCAGGGGCAGCUCGGACGAGCUGCAGUGCACGCUGCUGGUGGGCAAGGACGUGGUGGUGGCCCCCUCUCACCUGAGGGUGGACAACAUCACCCAGAUCUCUGCCCAGCUCUCCUGGCUGCCCACCAACAGCAACUACAGCCACGUCAUCUUCCUCAACGAGGAGGAGCUCGAUGUCGUCAGGGCUGCCAGGUACAAGUACCAGUUCUUCAACCUCAGGCCCAACAUGGCCUACAAGGUGAAGGUCCUGGCCAAGCCUCACCAGAUGCCGUGGCAGCUGCCCCUGGAGCAACGGGAGAAGAAAGAGGCCUUCGUGGAAUUCUCCACGUUGCCCGCAGGCCCUCCGGCGCCCCCCCAAGAUGUCACUGUCCACGCCGGGGCCACCCCAGCCACCGUCCAGGUCUCCUGGAAGCCGCCUGCCCUGACAACCGCCGGGCUGUCCAAUGGGGCCAACGUGUCCGGCUACGGCGUGUAUGCAAAAGGGCAGAGGGUGGCUGAGGUCACCUCCCCCGUGGCGGACAGCAUAGCCGUGGAGCUGGUGCGGCUGCGGAGCCUGGAAGCCAAGGCUGUGACCGUGCGGACCCUCUCUGUGCAGGGCGAGUCCACGGACUCUGCCCCUGCUGCCAUCCCUCCCGACCUCCUGGUGCCUCCAACCCCCCACCUGAGAACUCCCACACCGAAGCCCUUAGCAAGUGCUGGAGCCCCUGAUACCAAAGAUGAACACCUGGGUCCCCACGUCGCCAUGGACGGGGCCUGGGAGCAGACUGGGGCCCCGGCCCCAGCCCACGGGCACAUGCUGGAGCCGCCCAGCCUGCAGGGCUCGGGCCCGGGGAGGCGGUCCCCCUCGCCCAGCCGGAUCCUCCCACAGCCGCAGGGCACCCCGGUUUCCACGUCCGUCGCCAAGGCCAUGGCCCGGGAAGCCGCGCAGAGAGUGGCCGAGAGCAGCAGGUUAGAGAAAAGGAGCAUCUUCCUGGAGCGGGGCGGCGGGCAGUACACAAACUCAGAUGAGGAGGACAGCUAUGACUCCCCGGACAUCAAGAGGAGAGGCGCCUCGGUGGAUGACUUUCUGAAAGGCUCAGAGCUCGGCAAGCAGCCGCACUCCUGCCACGGUGACGAGUACCAUACGGAGAGCAGCCGGGGCUCUGACCUCUCGGACAUCAUGGAGGAGGACGAGGAGGAGCUCUACUCUGAGAUGCAGCUGGAGGACGGCGGCAGGAGGAGACCCAGCGGCACAUCCCACAACGCCCUCAAGAUUUUAGGAAACCCGGUGUCUGCAGGACGGGCUGACAGGGUGGAUCACGUGGGCCGAAGGUUCCCCCACGGCAGUGCUGGUCCUCCGCGGUCCCGGCCAAUGAUGGUCCCGUCCAUCGACGAGUACAGUGAGCGGGACCGCCUUUCUCCAGACUUCUACGAAGAGUCGGAGACCGACCCAGGUGCCGAAGAGCUCCCAGCCCGGAUCUUUGUGGCGCUUUUUGACUAUGACCCCCUCACCAUGUCCCCGAAUCCAGAUGCUGCCGAAGAAGAGCUUCCUUUUAAGGAAGGACAGAUCAUCAAGGUCUAUGGUGACAAAGACGCGGACGGCUUCUACCGUGGGGAGACCUGCGCCCGGCUCGGCCUGAUUCCUUGUAACAUGGUCUCAGAAAUCCAGGCGGACGACGAGGAAAUGAUGGACCAGCUUCUGAGACAAGGCUUCCUUCCUCUGAACACGCCCGUGGAGAAAAUAGAGAGAAGCAGAAGAAGCAGCAGGCAUCCGGGGGCGACGCGGAGGGUGGUGGCCCUGUAUGAUUAUGACCCGCGAGAAAGCUCACCUAACAUCGACGUGGAGGCGGAGCUGACGUUCUGCACCGGAGACAUCAUUACUGUUUUCGGUGAGAUCGAUGAAGAUGGAUUUUAUUAUGGGGAACUUAACGGGCAGAAAGGCCUUGUGCCUUCAAACUUCCUGGAAGAAGUGCCUGACGACGUGGAAGUCUAUCUCUCUGACGCACCGGGCCACUACCCCCGAGACGCGCCGAUGCGCUCCAAGGCAAAACGGAAGAAGAGUGUUCAUUUCACACCUUAAUCAGGCACUGUAGCCUUCACGUAAGUGAGCAACUGAAGAUACCCGUACAGAUUUAGCCCCGUCCGCGGCGCUAGGCGGACUAGUGCGGGAGACGCAAGGCUUCACUGUGGGCGUUAAAAACAAAAAC